Molecule: messenger RNA, 1278 nt
Organism: Saprolegnia parasitica CBS 223.65
Lineage: Eukaryota; Oomycota; Saprolegniomycetes; Saprolegniales; Saprolegniaceae
Exons: 1
Coding region: 1-1263 (420 amino acids)
Source: RefSeq, a predicted model, not a curated record
AUGGCAGAAGACGCUCUAUGGCCGCACGUCUCGCUCGAUGACGUUGCCCGCGCACAGCCCGAUGUACGAUCCAUUGCCGGGUUUUUGCGUUGGCACCCGUCGUGUCGCCUCGAGCAAGGCAGUCUGUCGCUGCUCACCCGCCUCCCACCUUCUUUGCAGCCACUGGAAACACUACUUCGAUCGUCCGUGCGGCUGCAGCUGAACCUUGAGAGCGUGACCGUCUCGCAGGUACACCACGUGCUGCUGCACCAUGGGCACCGUGUCCAGUCGCUCGUGCUAUGUUUGAACGAGCCUCCCAAUGUACCGCUGACGGCACUGACGCUGGGUCGAUUGGCCACGGCGAUUGGUCACUGCGUGCACGCGACCAAGUUGCAUGUCCACGUCCACCACCCGCAAUGGCGGGGCCGCGACAUUGACCCGAUCUUGCACCGCCUCCAAGACUCGAACGUUGUCGACUUUAAGCUGCACGCGACUUCGUACAGCGGCGAUCUCUUGUCCGACAGUGGCAGCUACGCGCUCAUCGCGUGGCUCUUUCAAGUGCCCGUGACGUCGUUUGCUUGGAUCGACCCCGAGCCGUACCACAGCGCUGUACUCUCACCGGCCGCGACGCGGCUCGCCGCGGCCCUCGCGGCCUCCCGCACAUUGCGAACCAUUGACCUAUCGCAGUCCAAAAUGCUCUUGGAAGCAUGUGUGCAACGACCACUGCCACGCACGCUGCGCACGCUCCGCAUCGAGUACCCGCACGCGCCAACGUCGUACACGACGCAACUGAAAGCGCAGCUGGCGGCCGCUCGCAUCACGUCGCUCGACCUGUCGUGGCACCCCAGCACAAGCGUGGUGACACUUCUCGGUCCUAACUUGGCGCAGCUCACGACGCUCAACUUGUCGCACUGCUACCUCAUGAUCCACGGUAGCCGCGCGGUUGGUCCGCUCCUCCCGACACUACGCGCGCUGCAGCACCUCAUCUUGUCGGCCAACGAUUUGUUUGACGACGGUAUCACGGCCAUCUUGCCGGGUCUCGUCGGCUGCAGCGCACUCGAGUCGCUGCGCUUGGAUCGCAACCAGCUCACGGAUCGAAGCUUGGCCGCGACCGUGAAGACGUGCCGCCUGUGCAAGCGACUCCGCCAUAUCGACUUGUCGGACAACCUGUACACGGACGAGACGGUGCUGCGACUGCACAAGAAGCCGACGGUCAUCUCCCGUCUGUGUGCGAUCAAGUGUCCCGAUGCAAGCGCAAUGAUACCAACCGUAGCCGCUGGGUAACUCGGUGUCACAACG